GACCAAGUAGCCUGUCUUUCCUUUUUGUCAUCAGCGUUACCAGCGGCGCUGCACAAGACCCAAUGGCUGCUGUUCAGGAUGGCUCAAUCGGCAGCGACGCCCAGAUUUCGCUAAGCAAGCAGCAUGAUGCGAGCGCAAAGCAAAUUUCCGUGGACGAAGAGGUGGCCUCGAGUCCUAUAUCAAAAGCACGGAGCGGAGUCCUCAACGUCGCUAUUGCAGGGCUCGCUCUCUUUAGCGAUGGAUACAACGCGCAAAUAAUUGGCUACAUGGAGCCUCUAUUCUCAGUCAUAUACCCCAACACCAUGUCCUCCGAUAUCAAGUCCCGGCUGUCCAACUCGUUCCUGAUCGGUGAGAUCUUCGGUAUGAUCUUCUUCGGUGCCUUGAUCGACCGACUGGGCCGGAGAACUGGUGUUGUUGCAGCCACCUUAUUCCUCGUUCUCGGUGUCGCCCUCGCAGCUGCUGCCCAUGGAACGUCAGAGCUGGGGAUGUUCUGGAUGAUGAUUAUCUCUCGAGGAAUCGCCGGCUUUGGCGCUGGCGGCGAAUAUCCUGUCUGUGGGACAAGCGCCACCGAGGCCGCUGAUGAGACAGGCAAACUGCGCAAGAAGCGAGGGUUUCUCGUUGCGUUAACAACGGACUUUGCCAUUGACCUGGGCUUUAUCACUGCGGGCAUCGUGGCCCUGAUUGUGCUCGCCUGCUUCCAUCAGGAAACCCGCCAGGGUGUUUGGAGAGUCUGCUUUGGCCUUGGAUUCGUGCUCCCGGUCAUCAUCUGCUUCUUCCGAAUUCGCAUGAUCAACUCGACGCAAUACCGCAAGCACGCAAUCAAGUCCAAGUAUCCAUACUGGUUGGUGCUCAAAAGAUACUGGAAGCCAAUGCUGGGAACAUCCCUCGCCUGGUUCUGCUACGACUUCGUCACGUAUCCAUUCGGUCUCUUCUCGUCUACCAUCAUCUCGCAGCUCAACCCUGACAACACGACGGUUCAAAACAUCGGCUACGGGACUGUAAUCAACUGCUUCUACCUGCCCGGCUGCCUCCUCGGUGGCCUGCUAAUGGAUCGCAUCGGCCGCAAACAGACAAUGACCCUGGGCUUUUUCAUCUGGGCCAUCUGGGGCUUCAUCCUUGGUGGUGCCCUCGGUCCCAUCCAGUCCGUCUUCCCGCUCUUCAUUGUCAUGUACGGCAUCUUCAACGCCCUUGGUGAGAUGGGCCCGGGCGUGUCAACAUUUCUCUGCGCCGCCGAGUCCUUCCCUACCCCCUUGCGCGGUCACUUCCUCGGCCUUGCAGCGGCAGUUGGCAAAGCCGGGGCGAGCAUCGGGACAGAAGUGUUUACCCCUAUCCAAGACUCGUUUGACGAUGUACACAAGGGGCAGCAGGCGGUGUUCUUGAUCGGGUCCGCCUUCACGAUUGUGGGGUGUAUUAUCGCAUGGUGGUUGAUUCCCGAUAUGCAGCGUGAGUUGGAGAGUGAGGACGUCAAGUUCCGGGCCUAUUUGGAGGAGAAUGGCUAUGAUUCUGCGGACUUGGGCGUGAAACAUGAAACUGGCUGAACAACAGAAAUGUAUAAACCCCAAAUAGAGUAAGGGACAGGACAUUGCCGGUCCACCAACAUUAUAAGUACCGCAGUUAUAUAUAUCCAAGUAUACACCUCAGUCCGAGUUCGGGUCGCACUCGGCACUUUCAAC
Messenger RNA from Aspergillus versicolor CBS 583.65, 1673 nucleotides. RefSeq lists its product as uncharacterized. Gene Ontology annotation, cellular component: plasma membrane. Gene Ontology annotation, biological process: carboxylic acid transport; transmembrane transport. Lineage: Eukaryota; Fungi; Ascomycota; Eurotiomycetes; Eurotiales; Aspergillaceae. Gene Ontology annotation, molecular function: carboxylic acid transmembrane transporter activity. The coding region runs from base 63 to 1538 and encodes 491 amino acids. The transcript is spliced from 8 exons. The record is from RefSeq and is a predicted model, not a curated record.